Neurospora crassa OR74A is the source of this 774-nucleotide messenger RNA. RefSeq lists its product as hypothetical. Bases 1 to 774 code for a protein of 257 amino acids. NCBI's taxonomy places the organism in Eukaryota, Fungi, Ascomycota, Sordariomycetes, Sordariales, Sordariaceae. The record is from RefSeq and is a predicted model, not a curated record. The transcript has 2 exons.
AUGCCUUCCUCCCCCCAAACCUCCAAGCCUCUGCUGUUCCGUCUUCCGCUCGAGGUCAGGCUCAUGAUCUAUCGCCACGCUUGGAAGGUUGAUCCCAAGCCUCACACAAAAAGGGGCACUCGUCAACUGACGACUUCCUACCUGAAGCAACAGCUUACAGCAAUUGGGAGGUUGGGCGCCAUCUGCCAGCAAAUGCGGACCGAAGCCUUUGAUGAAUAUUUCCACCAUGCUCAAGCUUUUCUACGGUGGGACUACGACGGUAGUGGUUCCAAAACGCGACAUAAUCAUUCUUACAAAGAACUCAUCUUAAGCUCUCCCACACUCCUGGCUCACCUGAGACAUGUGAGCUUCCACUGGGCUGAUAAAGAAGUCCACAAAGGGGAAUAUGUUUCACCCAUGGAAGCAUUAUACUGGCUACAAUGUCUUAAGCAGCUCAAAACGCUUGAACUCGUUAUUCCAAGGGGAUAUGUGCGGGGCGAUUACUUCGGCGACAGCUACAGACAGAAGCAGGUGCUAUUGAGCUUGUCAAAUUUACGCGGACUAGAGAAGGCGACCAUAAAGUUUGAAGACUAUCCCUACCACUUUGACAACCCAGAAUAUCUACUCUCCAGAUUGAGCGAGCGCUGUCUGGUUCGAAAGUUCAUGAAGGAAUUUGAGAGUCUGGUGACACUGCCCAAGCUUCUUGAGGGUGCCGAACCUCCCUGCCAGGCCAUCAAGGAACACUUGGGGUGUCUCAACCCUCGUUGGUUGUGGAACAGAUCCGACAGAAUCUAG